UUUUAGCUAUGAAACAAAGUAACGGUAGAAGAUCCGAAAACGUAAUCCCAAGUGUCCUGAAGUGUCGCCAAAAACCUCUCCCCAUCCUCCAAAAGCCCUAGCGACCUACAUAGAAGAACUCAACACAGCAACCUCAAAUUUUUUUGAUUUUCCUUACAAGAACAGAGGCAUACCUGACAUUUUUCUAAGAAAGAUUGAAUUUUUCUUUGCACCCUUAAGAGAACACAGAAUGGGUGAAAGAGAAAGCAGUUCAUUUGUACCAGAAUCAGUCAUGGACUCUACGAAGACUACCUUGGCCAACCUAGAACAACUGCAGACCCACUUGCUUCAGUUCCUCUCUCUUUCUGACCCUGAAGUCCUCGCCGAGAUGCCCCCUCUCCAACGCGCUCAGUCUCUCUUUUUGCUGGCCAAGGCCACUACUAUUCUUUUCUCAUUGAGAUUGAGAUGCAGUGGAAUUGACCCAGAUGAGCAUCCCGUCAAGACAGAGCUUGAGAGGUUGAACUUGUACCAAGAAAAGCUUGAACGGUCCAAAGAUUUGAGUAAAGCACCAUUGCGACCUUCUACCACCUUAAAUUACCAGGCUGCUACCCGCUUCAUUGAGCAUUCUUUGCCUGACCUUACCCCUGAACAGAAGAAAAGUAUGAGAGAUAUCAGUAAAGGAGAAGGACCCAAGAUUAAGUAUUUGGAGAGGAAGAUCCAUAAGAAGAGGAAAUAUCAAUCAUCUGAAAAACAUUCAGUCCAAGCUGCUGCCUCAGAAUUUCUUCAAAAAGCAGCGCAUGAGCUUCUUGGUGAUAACGCAAGUGGCUUAAAAGGACCUAUACAAAUUGAUGCGUUAGAUGACAAUGAUCUGCAUGUGGGCUGAUUUCCUAAUUUGUCCUGGACCGCAGAGACUGGAUCUGCUGGUGUUUAACAUCUGCUUGAGUUGUACUAUUAUGACUGUGGCCUAGUUGUUGAGGAUUGCUUUUCUUGUUUCUGUGGUACGGAGCCUUUAUUAGUUUCUAUUAUCUGCCGCAGUUUUUCUUGGUGUUUGAUGAUGGGUAUACUAGCACACAGCUUGGAUGGAGAAUGGAGGGUUCUCUGAAGUCAAUUUGUUUUGGUUCUCUCGUCCACCAUUAUCAUUGUGAAUUGUUUUGGAUUGUAGUAAUCUUUUAGCUGCCUCUGUGCAGGGAAAACAAAAAAGCAAGUUAGUUUUUUUGUCUAUUAUUAUGUAAUCUGUUAUACAGUUCAUCGGAAAUGAUCAAACAUUUACUGGGAUUAUCUGUUGAUGAUUGUGUGAAAUGAAUGAAAAUUUUGAAUGUUAUUUGGCACCUAAA
This is a messenger RNA of Hevea brasiliensis (rubber tree), 1313 nucleotides long. RefSeq lists its product as uncharacterized. The record is from RefSeq and is a predicted model, not a curated record. Gene Ontology annotation, molecular function: DNA binding; RNA binding. Gene Ontology annotation, biological process: maturation of 5.8S rRNA; regulation of gene expression. The transcript has 6 exons. The coding region runs from base 230 to 862 and encodes 210 amino acids. Gene Ontology annotation, cellular component: exosome (RNase complex); nucleolus. NCBI's taxonomy places the organism in Eukaryota, Viridiplantae, Streptophyta, Magnoliopsida, Malpighiales, Euphorbiaceae.